UACUACUUCUUUGUUUUCUGUGUCUCAAAUUUUUUAAUUUACGAAUUUUAUACCAUGAUUUUGUUUCUCGAUCUUUAUAAUGGCUGAACAUAAAAUAGCUUCUACUUUGUUAGUGGGCAACGAUAAUAUCGACUUCGUUUUAUUUCAAUUUGCAAUCGACAGAGCAAAAAUGGGACAAAGAGUCUGGGUAAUUGCCAUUAAACCAUUCAAUGAAGUACCUGAGGGUAUUGAGCAGCCUUGCAAAGAUGUUUUAAAACUUAUUACAUUCAUAUAUCUAAGUGACUUUGUAGAGCUAAUGCAGCAUUUUAACAGCAUACACAAGUGGAAACAUACCCCUAACGUUAUUAUUCUUAAAGAUUUUGUGCAUUAUUGUAAUUUGUAUGACACUAAAUAUGAUUUGAGGCUUGCUGCAUUUUUGUCCGCCUCUCUUAUAGACUGUUUAAAUUUCUUGGCACAAAAGCAUGGUCCUAAUGUGCUUUUGCUGGUUUCUUGUAAACAGGAAGAAAAUAAUGUGAUACUAUUAAGGAACAGAUUGAAGGUGAUACUUGACAUGUAUUUUGAUGGCAUUAUCGAUGGAACUGGUUUAAAAAGUGUAGAUAUAUUGCAAAAAAUUAAAACAAUAUGCCAGUAAUUCUAGUUACUUUUUCACUUCUUCUGCCCCUGUCUAAAAUUAUAGAAAACCUAGUUAAGGUUAGAGUUCUUAGUUUUUUUAAAAGGCACUGUGUGCUGAAUUGGAAUCAGUUUGGCUUUCGGGAACACGUGGGGAUAGAUGAUGCCCUUUUUUAAUUUUUUUAUACAUGUGUUUAAAUAGGGGUGAAGUUUCUGGAGUGGUGUUUUGCGAUUUGACGGAUGCUUUUGAUUCGGUCAGCUAUGAAAUACUACAAAAACUGGAAAUAUAUGAAUUUAGGGAUGUAUCUCUGAA
Anthonomus grandis grandis is the source of this 922-nucleotide messenger RNA. RefSeq lists its product as uncharacterized. The coding region runs from base 80 to 631 and encodes 183 amino acids. The transcript is spliced from 3 exons. Gene Ontology annotation, molecular function: single-stranded DNA binding. Gene Ontology annotation, cellular component: Shu complex. The record is from RefSeq and is a predicted model, not a curated record. NCBI's taxonomy places the organism in Eukaryota, Metazoa, Arthropoda, Insecta, Coleoptera, Curculionidae. Gene Ontology annotation, biological process: double-strand break repair via homologous recombination.